CGGGGCUCCGCCGGUCCUCCCAGCGCGGAGUGAAGUUUCCGGCUUCCGGUCUGCAGGGCUAAGAAAGGCCGCCGUUGCCCCGGCGCUGGGUCGGGCAUGAGGAAGCUGGGAGGCCGACCGGGAAGGUUAUCCAGGCACCAUACCGGCCCUUCGCCCUGCUUGACCUCCUGAAGGACAGGAAGCCAUGGUUUCCAAACGCGUCUUCAUCUGCAGCCUGGGCUCCAUCUAUUUAUCCCUCCUCUUCGUCUUUUUGCUCAUGGACGUCUACGCCCGGCCCGCCAACAGCUCCGUCCUCAAAGAGAAAGCGGCCGCCGACAAAGACGAAAACGAGAUCCUCCCUCCGGACCACCUGAACGGGGUCAAGAUGGAACUGGACGGACAUCUCAACAAAGAAUUUCACCAGGAGGUUUUCCUGGGCAAAGAGAUGGAGGAGUUUGACGAAGAUUCGGAACCGCGGAGAAACCGGAAGAAACUGGUGGUGAUCUUCUCAAAGGUCGACAUCAACCGCGACAAGAAAAUCAGCGCCAAGGAAAUGCAGCGCUGGAUCAUGGAGAAGACGGAAGAGCACUUCCAAGAGGCCGUGGAAGAAAACAAGAUGCAUUUCCGGGCCGUGGACCCUGAUGGCGAUGGCCACGUGUCCUGGGAUGAAUAUAAAAUCAAGUUCCUGGCGAGCAAAGGCAUGAACGAGAAAGAGGUGGCGGAAAAGAUUAAGAACAACGAAGAGCUGAAGAUCGACGAAGAGACCCAGGAAGUCCUCGAUAAUUUGAAAGACCGCUGGUAUCAAGCCGACAACCCUCCAGCCGAUCUGUUGCUGAAUGAGGAAGAAUUUUUGUCUUUCCUUCAUCCGGAGCACAGCAAGGGAAUGCUGGAAUUUAUGAUCAAGGAAAUCAUCCGGGAUUUGGAUCAGAACGGCGAUAAGAAGCUGACCCUUUCGGAGUUCAUUUCCUUGCCGGUUGGCACCGUUGAAAAUCAACAAGCCCAGGAUGUGGACGACGACUGGGUGAAAGACCGAAAGAAAGAAUUCGAAGAAGUCAUCGACGCCAACCAUGACGGUAUCGUUACCAUGGAAGAGCUGGAGGAGUACAUGGACCCCAUGAAUGAGUACAACGCCUUGAACGAAGCCAAGCAGAUGAUCGCCGUAGCGGAUGAGAACCAAAACCACCACCUGGAACUGGAGGAGAUCUUAAAAUACAGCGAGUAUUUCACCGGCAGCAAGCUGAUGGAUUAUGCGCGGAACGUCCAUGAGGAAUUCUGAAGGCGCGCUGGAGCCCUUUUGGGCGCACUGUCGCGCCGCCUCGUUUCCCCAAACACGACACGCGUUUCCUUUUUGCCGCUGGGUCUGUGUUCUGUGCAUAUACAGUUGUGGUGGUUUUUCUGGACUUUUUCGCUUUCAAAAGCCCGUCUGCGUACAUUAAAAGCCAAAUGUUUUUUUUUUUUUCCUGAACUCACCAGGAUGAAAAUCUGGACACGUUUCUUGAUUUGCGGUGCCGGCUGAACAGCGUUGAAGAUCUCACGAUCUGAUUCUUUUUUUCUUUUUUUUUUUAAUAUCGGGAAAAAACACUGCAGGGGAAGCCGGCAAAACCCUGAUCCUUGAUCACCGGGGAGGGAGGGAGAGAGAAAAGGGGACGUGUUUAAUUUUACAUCAAGUUAAAUCAUGGUGCGGUUGUGUAGCUCUUGUGAUUGCUUGAAAAAGAAUGUUUCGGAAAACAUCGAUUCACUGGAAACUGC
Messenger RNA from Ahaetulla prasina, 1728 nucleotides. RefSeq names its product stromal cell derived factor 4 (gene SDF4). The transcript has 7 exons. Bases 185 to 1255 code for a protein of 356 amino acids. Lineage: Eukaryota; Metazoa; Chordata; Lepidosauria; Squamata; Colubridae. Gene Ontology annotation, molecular function: calcium ion binding. The record is from RefSeq and is a predicted model, not a curated record. Gene Ontology annotation, cellular component: endoplasmic reticulum. Gene Ontology annotation, biological process: calcium-ion regulated exocytosis.